AUGGUGGAUAAAAUCCGAUUACACAAAAACGUGGACAGUAUGGGACACAUCGAACAUCUAUCGCUGUUUCGAUACAUUCGCGACGCAGCGACCUUGUCGUUAAAACACUUCCCUCAACUUCAUCCGUUCGAACCUGACCCGGGCAUUAGUGCAACAGACGAAGACGAAGAAGCAGCGGAACUAAGCGCCAGAAUGGAGCUCUCACACAGCCUAACACUGAACGAGACCGCCCUCAACCAGCUGCCCGAACAAAAGCGUCCCGUAUUUAUCUUCGAAUGGUUACGCUUCCUCGACAAGGUGCUGGUGGCGGCCCAAAAGUCCGACAUUAAGGGCUGCCAAAAGAAGCUGGUCGAACAACUAACACAACACAUCCAGGGUGCCCCCGGGCCUCCAACGCGCAAGCUAAUCGCACGCUGUUUAGCCACCCUUUUCUCCGUCGGCGAUACGUUUCUGCUGUUCGAAACGGUUAACAAAUGCAACGAUAUACUGAAAAACAAGGACGACUCGCCCAGCUAUCUACCAACCCGGCUGGCCGCCAUCUGUGUCGUGGGUUGCAUGUACGAGAAACUCGGUCGCAUGAUGGGCCGAUCGUACGAGGAAACGGUUCAGAUUUUGCUUAAAUCGCUCAAGAACGCUGAAUCACAGUCGCGCAUCGAAAUCAUGAUGACGCUCGAGAAAGUGUGCGCUGGCAUGGGCUCGGCCAUCUCGAACGUGCACAAGGACAUCUACAAAGCGGUACGUUACUGUCUUACCGAUCGCGUAAUGGCGGUGCGGGUAGCGGCCUCCAACUGUCUGCUCGAGAUGACCAAACACGCCCCGUUUCUGUACACGUCAGAGCUGGAAAGUUUAGCAUCGCUGUGCUUCCGUGCUUUCGAUAGCUGCAACUACGAGGUCCGCUGUGCGGUGGCAAAGCUGCUCGGUACACUGAUAGCUUGCACACAGAAUGGUAGCUUGCGCAACUUUAGCAGCAUGACGGCUUCAGCAUCUAGUACGAAAUCCCUCCGCCCGGUGUCACUCGAUGAAGCGCUCGGUGUGCUGAUGUCGGGUUUUCUGCGUGGCGGUGUAUCGUUCCUCAAGGGUACGGGUGAAAUCAUUAAGGGAAGUUCGGGAGUUAACAGGGAGGUGCGGGUCGGCGUUACCCAUGCGUACGUCGUGUUUGUCCAGACGAUGGGAGGACUGUGGUUGGAGCGAAACAUGCAAUCGUUCCUGGUGCACGUGCUCGACUUGGUGGCGAAUCCGAAGGCGGCCUCCUCACACGUCGAUGCAGUUUAUUCGCGCAAAUGCAUCAAUUUUAUACUUCGCUCCGUGAUUGGGAAGAUGCUGGGCGAGAAGGCACAAUCAUCCGCCUGCAAGGAGCUAAUCCAUCUGAUCGCAAAGCAGAUGAACUCGAUCGAUUUUAAUCCGGAAAAUGCAAAGGAUUCCAACCAAGAGACACUGUUCAGCCAACAUCUGCUUGUCUGUGCGCUACAGGAACUGGGCAGUUUGGUGCUGCUGCUUGGCACGACGGCACAGAACCUGCUUGCCGAUCAGUCGCUUAACUUUAUCGAUGCAAUCUGUGCCGUACUGAUCCAUCCGUGUAUGGCCGCCCGGCUCGCUGCAGCUUGGUGUUUACGGUGCGUUUGUGUUGCGGUCCCGAGUCAAAUUACGCCGCUGAUUGAUCGGUUUAUUGAUGCGAUUGAAAAGAUGCGCACCUCACCGGAUGCAAUCUCCGGGUACAGUGGCGCAUUGGCGGCAGUACUCGGAGGGGUACGAUAUUCGCCCCUGGGUAUACCACACACGCGAGGAAAAGUCAUUUUUAACACAGCAGAGGAACUGCUACGUACGGCUAGCCAAAAUAGUCGCCUGUCUCUGAAUCGGACACAGGCUGGAUGGCUUCUAAUUGGAGCGAUCAUGACACUCGGUGUGCCAGUGGUUAAGGGUUUACUGCCCCGAAUGCUGCUACUAUGGCGCAAUGCUUUUCCACGAUCAACAAAAGAGCUAGAGUCGGAAAAGGCUCGCGGUGACGCAUUUACCUGGCAAGUUACGCUGGAAGGACGUGCCGGAGCAUUAUCCGUGAUGCACAGUUUCCUGCUGCACUGUCCCGAACUCGUUACGGACGAUAUAACACGCCGUCUGCUGACGCCCAUCGAAAGCGCUCUGGCCAUGCUGAUCAACAUAACGUCAGUGCUGAAAAACUAUGGACAACAUUUAAAAGCACCGACCGCAAUGGUACGAUUGCGUUUGUACGAAACCCUAUCACUGCUACCGGCAAACGCGUUGGAAUCAUCGUACACUCAUCUGCUCCGGAUGCUGGUGUCGGAAUUUACACUUACGGAAAACCCGGCCAAUACUACAACGUCCUUCCUGCGGCAGAUGUGUCAUGGUGAUGAUUCAAUUAUACUGGGCACCUGGUUACAGGACACCGAUCAUCGUACGAUUGAAGAUCAGAUGGAACCGAACCGUAAGGCGGACGGUGAUUAUCUUCAACCGAACAGUGCCGCAGGUUCCGGCGCACUCGAACACGAUGCCUGCUGUCUGUUCCGCGGAAUUGCCCCGGGCGAACAGUGUCCCGGUCCGUUACCGCUCGGUGUUGCCGUGAUCGAUAUGUCCGUCAUACUGUUCGGGCUCAUCUUUCCGAAGGUCGCCAACAAGCACCGGCUACAGAUGUUGGAACACUUUGGCGAGUGUAUAAAACACGCGAAAAGUUCGCGCCAGGAAGCGGUCCAAAUGAACAUUUUCACCGCCCUGCUGAGUGGGUUGAAAGGAUUAACCGAAACGAAGACAGCAAUCGGACAGGACGAUGUACGCAAGAGUGCUACGAAUUUGAUAAUUAACGCAUUAACCAGUGCGAAUCCGAUACUGCGCUGUGCAGCUGGUGAGGCACUCGGGCGGAUCGCGCAGGUUGUAGGUGAUUCGCGUGUAACGGCCGAAUUGGCACAGACAAGCUUCGAUCGGCUUAAGUCUGCCCGGGAUGUUGUGACACGCACCGGACAUUCAUUGGCGUUGGGUUGUUUGCAUCGGUACGUUGGUGGCAUGGGCUCAUCGCAGCAUCUGAACACAAGUGUGUCCAUCUUGCUAGCACUGGCACAGGAUGGAAGUUCACCGGUGGUACAAGUGUGGUCACUGUACGCCCUUUCGCUGAUAGCCGAUUCCGGUGGGCCAAUGUUUCGGGGAUACGUUGAACCAACGCUUUCACUCGCUCUAAAGCUCUUGCUGACGGUACCGCAGUCUCACGUCGAUGUGCAUCAGUGCAUUGGACGCGUACUGAGUGCGCUAAUUACGACAAUCGGACCCGAGCUGCAGAUGGAUUCAAAUUCGGUCGCCACAGCAAGAUCUUCGUUUCUGUGCGCGGCAGCCAUCAUGCAAGCCCAUUCGGAUCCAUUGGUGCAGGCCGAAGCGACGGGAUGCUUACAGCAGCUACAUCUAUUCGCUCCACGCAACGUCAACCUAUCCUCGCUAGUUCCUAACCUUUGUCAGAACCUUAGCAGUAACUAUUUAAUGCUGCGAAAGGCGGCCGUGUCCUGCCUGCGACAGCUAACGACCCGCGAAGCAAAGGAGGUGUGCGAACACGCGGCAAAUCUCGUAAGCGACGAGGAUCGCUACGCACUAUCGGAUUACGGGCUGCCCGGCGUGCUGUUCGGGAUGCUGGACACAGAAAGCGAUAGCCAGAUGGUGAGAAACAUACACGAUACGAUCACCUCAAUGCUACAGAUACUGGCGGCGGAGAAUUUGUCCCAGUGGUUAAGCAUGUGCAAAAAUGUGCUAACGGUCGCUUCGGAUGCGUCUGUUGGAGCGGAUGGAGGAGCGGUCGUUGGAGCGGCCGGUGCAGCUAGUGGUGGUAUCGGAACAGGUGCAGGAAGUGGUGGAGCCACCGCUGGAAAGGAUGGUGGCACUGGCGAUGGUGGCGAUGGAGACGAUGGUGAUGAUGAUGACGAAGACGACGACGAUAACAUGGAGUUCCACGCGGAAGAUCACCAGGCAACACAUCCGGCAGUGCAACCACGCUGGCCAACGCGCGUAUUCGCGGCCGAAUGUGUACGCAAAAUUAUUGCCACGUGUGAAAAUGCUAGCUCGAAUCAUUUCGAUCUCUUGGCCGCGAAAGAGAUGCAGAUGACUAAAUCGCGCGGCGAUUUUCUCGUCCUACAUUUGUCCGACUUGAUCCGGAUGGCGUUUAUGGCAGCGACCAGUGAUUCGGACCAGCUGCGACUGGAGGGCUUAAAAACGUUGCAGGAAAUCAUAGACAAGUUUGCGCACGUGCCCGAACCAGAAUUUCCUGGCCAUUUACUAUUGGAGCAGUUUCAGGCGCAGGUCGGGGCGGCCCUUAGGCCUGCCUUUUCCCAGGACACUCCCUCGCACGUGACGGCAGCGGCAUGUGAAGUUUGUAGCGCGUGGAUCGGGUCGGGGGUGGCGCGCGAUUUGAACGAUUUGCGCCGUGUCCAUCAGCUGCUCGUGUCGAACCUGAGCAAGCUGAGCAGCCGGACGAACAGUACGCAGCUGUACAACGAAAGUAUGGCCACGCUGGAGAAGUUGAGCAUCCUGAAGGCAUGGGGUCAGGUGUACAUUAUGGCGAUGGUUGGGCAUGGGGCGGCACCGGCUAGUCAGAUGUUGAAAAGGCUUAGCACUGUUGGUGGGGGUAGUUCCCAUCAUUCCCAGCUGGCGGUUGGUGCGACACAACCGAAAGAAUUCAGUCGCUUAGCGUUUGAUGACGAGUUCGGUGAGUUUGAAAGCCGGGGUGAAAGUUUGCUUUCGCUUGUGCAACCGGAAUUGGAGAAUUUGUCCAAACAUUGGUUAGCAGCGUUGAAGGAUUACGCGUUGCUGUCUUUGCCGGUAGAGUACGCGAGUCAGCUGCCGCACGAUGGAGGCGCAUUCUACACGAACGACACGAUGAACCUAUCGAAACCGCAUUAUCUUAUCUCGUGGCCACCAAUACUGUACGCGGCGGCGCUUUGGUUGAAUGCAGAAGGGUUCCAGCAGGACGACAAACAUCAGCAACAAGUGUCGCGUGAGCAGGAGGAAGAUCGGGCAAAUGCGAACGAUGCGCCAAACACAACGGCCCCAGUUUCUAAGGGACAAUCGAUAACGGGGACGAUAUCACACGGUAGUUUAAGUGCGGAUCGGUUCCAUCUUAUCUUUGGCAUCUGUAUGGAGGCACUGUGUAGUACACGGACGAACGAAAAGUUGGACAGUGUCAUUGCGUGUCUGCAGUCGCUGUACACCGUGUUUGAUUCGACCUGGUCACGCGAAAUGCUGAUGCAGAACAAAACGCUUCCCGUCGAACUGUGCAACGUGCUACACCGGUUAAUCCUGACGCGGGAUAGUGUGGAGGUACAGUAUCUGUGUAUUUCGAUCCUUAAGCAAACGAUAGCCGCCGCCAACGAGUGUCUGGAGCGGGAAAAGGAAGAGGAACGAAGGAACAAGCUAACCGAUGCUUCCGGGGACGAUGAUGCUAGCACGGGUGAGAAUGGAAAUGGCGUGACGGAAGAUCCUCACGCAAUGGACGUGGACUACCUCGGAGAGGGUGGAGAAGAGGGUGAAAUUCUUCCCGGAAAGUCCCUUGUGUACGCGGUGCUGGAAGUGGUACUUUGUCUGCUCGCACGACAGAUUCCCGGUAUGAACCCUUCGCAGAGCACUCGUGUCGCUAAUGAGCAGUUGCAGCGUCAGCUAGCUCAGGCACAAAACGGACUCAUCAAGCUGGGCGAUGAUAACAGUUUGCUGGUGGCAAGUGCAAUUCAAAGUCUGAACGAACUCCCCUCCCUAUGUUCACCACUCGGUGCCCUUUCCAUUCUGCCCACUGUUCUGUAUCUUACCACGGGCGUAAUAAAGGAAGUGGCCACCAAAUCCGUACACGACGAGUCACUGAUUGCGAGUACGAACGUUGUGGUGCAGGCGGCCAUACAGCUGCUGAAGGUACUCGCGACCCAUCGGUACGCCAAGCAGGAGGACGAUCCACAGCAGCAGUCCGGUGGUGAAUGGCGCAAAUUGCUUCAGAGUGCACUCGGACGGAUAAUCGAUCUCACCAAGACGGGUUGCGAGGAAACGAAGAUGGACGAGGUAACGGUCAUGUUGGCGAUCGCCGUCUUUCUGCUCCAUUCACCGGCGGAUGUUGUUUCCGUGCCGAAUCUACAGUAUCCGUGCAUCAAUCACUUUCGCCAGUGCUUCCAAAGUGCUUCGCUGCCGGUUCGUCUCAAGUGUGUGCAGACGAUGCGUUCGAUCUUUGCGAAUUGUGAGCUCCGGGUGUCGACACCGUACAUACAUGCGUUGGCACCGCGGCUGAUCGAGCAUCUGUACACGGAGCAGGCAAGCAAUCCGGCUAACGAGCAGGAGUUGGCGUUGGUGCUGGAGGGUGUUACGACGGUCGAAACGCUGAUUGCAUUAGCGGAACCACAGAAUCGAGAAUUGAUGCAAGGCAUCCAGAUGCUGACCUUGCUCGUGCCUAUCCUCAUCAACUAUCUGGAUGAUCCGGAGCAGCUCCAACAGCAGCAGCAACAACAACGAACAACCAAAUCAAAGUACGUGACGGCACUGAACGAUCACGCCAUACAGUGGCUAAUGAAGAUCGGCCUAAAGUACCCGCAAGAGUUCAAAACGUUCAUGGCCCAAGCACCGGAAUUGCGGCGCAAGCUGGAAGCCGCCAUCAAGCGCAACCAGAUGAAUGCAACGCUGCAGAAGAGCAAGAGCGAGGCGGCGAACGCCGCUGCACGGAAUAGUGCCGCACAACAGCAGAAACCGACCAUACAGCUAAAGACGGAUUUCAGUAAUUUUAGCUUUGCAUAG
Messenger RNA from Anopheles maculipalpis, 6753 nucleotides. RefSeq names its product HEAT repeat-containing protein 5B. Lineage: Eukaryota; Metazoa; Arthropoda; Insecta; Diptera; Culicidae. The record is from RefSeq and is a predicted model, not a curated record. Gene Ontology annotation, biological process: intracellular protein localization; endocytosis; retrograde transport, endosome to Golgi. Gene Ontology annotation, cellular component: membrane; endocytic vesicle; Golgi apparatus. The transcript has 7 exons. The coding region runs from base 1 to 6753 and encodes 2250 amino acids.